AUGUUGAGCGCCUUGAACUGCGCCCAUUCUCUUGAAAUCCCGGACACCGACGUUGAGUUUCCGGUGGUUAACUGCGACCUUGACACAUCGGAUCUACUCGAGACCUGCGUGUCCGACGAGCUGUGGGGUGAGCUCCCCAAACUAACGAAUGAGUUGGCUGCCAUGCACACCGACGUACCAGAGACCGAAGCCCAUUACAGCUCAGAUCCCGAUGAUUCGCUCGAAUCCGUCAACACACACGUGGCGAAAGGCCCCUCCACACCCAAGCUCGAGAAACCAAAAAGCUCCAAGAGAAUUUCCUCCAAAGCGAAGAUUGAAGCACUGCGAGGCGAGCUCAAGACAUUAACGGUUCAACUGCAGCAGCUGGAUGCGGCGCGUCGUCAAGAAGCUCUCGAUGCUCGGACAUUAUUCACCGACCGACAUCGCGUAAAGCUGUGGAAGCAGAUCGCUAAGCGACAACUAGAGCAACGUCAUAAAUCGGAAAAAGAGAACGCGACGUUGCGCGUUAUGAUGAACCUACAGAUCCAAGAAGCUUGGAGGCUGAAACGACUGUUGAAGAGCCGAAAGAAACUUGAGGUAAGACCAACUCACUACCUAACACUCGCUUGA
Molecule: messenger RNA, 609 nt
Organism: Phytophthora sojae
Lineage: Eukaryota; Oomycota; Peronosporomycetes; Peronosporales; Peronosporaceae
Exons: 1
Coding region: 1-609 (202 amino acids)
Source: RefSeq, a predicted model, not a curated record